GGCGCUAACGGUCGGUGGGACGCGCGCGAUGUUUUGAAUGCGUCAGAAUGGAGCGGAGCCGGGCGCCGAGUAUUCGCCUCAGAGAGGCCGCCGCCGCCGCCGCCGCAAUUGUUGUUGAUGGCGGCGGCGGCCUGGAGUCGCUGCAGAAAGCAGUCGAGUACUUUAGUACCGUAAAGGAGCGAAAUCCAUCAAAGGGAAAUCUUUAUCUGGACACAAUUGAAGGCGUUGCUUUUGAGAAGGGCUUGCUACCAGAUGUGAUUGAGGCACUUCUGGACGUGGCUAUGAGCGCCAGACUAGUUGACAGGCUUAAUACGCGAAUGUUGAAAUGCCUUAUUCCUGCCUCGGUAGUUCCCGAAAAUGCAGUGACAAAAGCCAUCUCCUGGAUGUGUACAAGGAAACCUAGCAUGAAUAUUCAGCUGCUGUUUAUCAAAUGGUUGUUAGCUGUGUUUGAUCUAUUGAACUCAAAGAAACAUUUACAUUCAUUGUAUGGCAUAAUUUUCUUCUACCUUCAAAAUGACAAGCUGUGCCCCUAUAUAUGUCAUCUGUUGUAUCUGCUGACGAGAAAGGAAAAUGUUAAACGAUUCAGAGUUAAGAAGCUAAUAGAAUUACAGUCCAAAAUGGGAAUGCAGACCCACUUAAUGGCCCUUCUCUUGUUGUACAAGAUCCAUGCACCUGAAUAUGUUUCUUUGACACUAUCUGGAAAACCCAAAAAUUUUCAAGCAUCAACUUCACCCUGGAAGAAAAUAAUUGAAAGAGUUCAAAAUAAUGGAUACAGACAGUUGGCCAAAACUCAAAGUUUGGUAAAUUUCAUAGAGCCUCCGAUGCGGAAAAGGAAGAGAAAAAUGCAUCGAGAUAUUAUCCCAUUUAUCAGCAGUGCUGCACAUAUGACUGAGUUGCCUCGUUCCGUAAUUCACAGCAAAACCUUUCCUCUGGAGCAAUUAACCACAUUCUCUCAACUACUGCAGAACUUUGACUGGAUUGAGUUUCCUGCACAGAUGGGUUCAGUGCUGAGGUCUCCCUUGUUACUUCAUUAUAUUAAUUGGGUAAAAGAUGAUUCAGCAUUUCUCCGUCUGGAUUUCUGGCUCGCUCAAACUCUUCAGGAGGAGUUUACAGAUUGCAAAGGGGACAACCUGCAAAAAGAAGAGGAAUUCAAGGAGUUUUUAAAUAUCAUCAUAAGAACUCAGGAAUUUCUACUAGAAGGUUUCUCCUGCUGUGAGGAGUUUUUGAUCAAGAGCUUAUCUCUUUGGGAUAGUUCUUGGUGUAGCACACAAAUCCUUGCCUUGCUCACCUGGAUUCCACCGAGUUCUGAUGUCAUUGCCCUUUAUUUUGACCCUUUAAUGAAACUGUUCUUCACUUCCUCGGUUUAUUUCAAGUGCAGUGUCAUUGAGAGCAUCACCAAUCUACUGGUAAAUUGGCUGACCUGGCACUCUGUGUACAUCACUGAGAUGGAUAAACAGAUUCCCAGUGAUUUAGAGAGUCCACAGAAACCCUCUCUUUCCGGAUUCAUGAAUUCUGUUUUUGAACUUGUGGAAUUUUGUGCAAGAAUGUUUACAAUGGCACUACAGAUGGAAGCUUACAACAGUCUGCUAAUCCAUUUCAUUCUCAACUUCUAUGAGACGGUUUCAGAUAUGUAUUUGAAAUAUAGUCUACCCAUGGUAAUUAUGCCACCUGAUGGUAUCUUCUAUCCGGCGCUGUUGAGUUUGGAAUCAGUGAGUUUAAAUCAGCUGUGCUAUAUUAUGCACAGAUAUCGUGCAAAUCUGGUAGCUUUGAAGUCUUUGGAUCCAAACAAAAAUGUGUACCCUGACUUGAAGGUGAGCAGAAAAAUAUUUCAACAGUUCAAUGCAUUUGUAAGAGUUGCAGUCAGCUGUUUAUGGACAUCUGGAAACUUUGUGCAAGAUAUUCGCUUGAUGAGUAUUGGGAUUGAGGACCAUCUGUUGGAGCAAACAAAAAUCCCAGAUUCCAAGAGCAGCUUUACUGUUGUUAAUCAUCCAGCACUCAUGGGACAUGCCAUUAAUUUUAUCCAGAAGGGUUGGCCGAAUGGAAGGAAGCGAUUACAUGCAAUACAGGGAAAGGUGUGGAACUGGUACAUGAAGUAUCUAUACAACCAAGGACUUAAUGGACUUAAAUACUUCCUUGAAGGCAGCACCCACCUAUCGUCCAGCUCAGGACAUUGAACUACAGGCAUUGCAUGGCAAAGAUUUGCAAAUUGAGAGAUAUUUUGGCAUUUCAUUACACUUUGCUGUACAUACUGGCUAUUCAGUGACUUAACAAAUAAUCAUACGUGCAAUGAGUUUAGGCAUCAUAAUAAGCGGAAAUGUGAUAUUGGAGUGAAAUAUUUGGUCCAUAUGUUAAUCUAAACACAACAGCCUUGCAUGUCUGCUGUUAAGAAAGUCUAUGUAUGCAGGGGUUAUUAUAGGAGCUAAAAUGCACAGUGUUGCAUUGAAUUGUAAACUGUGAUGAUCCAUCAUUAUUAAGAGGGAUGGCACCAUCAAAGACAUAGCAACAUAAUGCCUAGGGUGUGAAAUAUUGUGUAAUUUUGAAAAUAUGUAUUUUGUCAAAGUAUAUAUUUAUAGCUGGAACGAUGCAUGUGAGAAAUAGUAGAGACUGGUAGAAAGUGUUGAGUGAAUGAAAAUUCUACUGGAUAAGAUAAUUAUUCUGAGAGGACAUUAACUUUCUGGCAUAUUGUGGUCACAAAUAAUUGAGCCACAGACUCACAAGUAGAUAGCUUUGGAUUUAUAUUCUUUAUCUGUUAGCAUUGCCCUUUUUUUCCUUGAGGUGCAUGAACCGUUGAAAGAGUUUUCUGAAAUGCCACUGUGCCAAAUAAUACAAUGGAAUACAAUUGAAAAGAGCACAAUUUUACAGCACCUGCCUCAGGAGAAUCAUCAGCGAGCCUGCUGAGAAUAUUAUUAAAUGUUUGGGGGGGAAGAAAUUAUGAGUAAAAUGAUUUUUUGGUUUUCUCCCCAAUUGUGGUUACAAUGCUUAUUUUUUUUUUAUUGGUAACAAAUAACUUAAAGUGUCUUCUAAAUAAUAAGUUUUAUACUUGCGCAGGGAAUAUCAGUUCUAAAAUAAUUUUUCUUUCAAAAAUGUCAUAUUCAAUGGAAAUUUGUUUCUAAGAAUUAAAGAAGUCUGAAACCGA
Molecule: messenger RNA, 3136 nt
Organism: Leucoraja erinaceus (little skate)
Lineage: Eukaryota; Metazoa; Chordata; Chondrichthyes; Rajiformes; Rajidae
Gene: cenpi
Product: centromere protein I
Exons: 20
Coding region: 48-2174 (708 amino acids)
Cellular component (GO): kinetochore
Source: RefSeq, a predicted model, not a curated record